CUCACAUUGAGUAAAGACUCGAAAAUUUUGAACUUGUUUGAUCGUUUAAUUAGCGCGUGUUGUUUGUUUUUAUUAAGCAUUCUAGAUGCUCUGUAAUUGUUGUGUUUGACAUUUGAAUUACCGAAAAAUAUAUGUAUUACGUUGGAACUGCUUACUGCCAGUGAAUUUUAUGGAUUAUUAUUAUGAAGUGGUACAAAGCAGAAAAAAUAAUAAAUUUAAUUGAAAUGUGGCAGUGAAUAAGCUUUUAAUAUAGAAAAUAUUUUCAUCAUUUAAAUAACAUUAAUAAGAGAGCGAGAAGCUUUCUUAUUAGUUGGUUGGUUGCUCGGGUACGGAUAUUCAAAUCCAUUGUUCGAAACGUGUGCGGGACGAGAACAAAAAUAAUAAUAGAAACGGAACAUUGGAUAUAGAAAUAAUAAUAAGGAGAUAUGAGACAUAAAAAAGACUGUAAAUAUUUUAUUGGAACAGAAUUGAAGUGAUAUUAGAGGACAGAGAGCAAAAAGAGCUUAAAAUUUAUUACAUUUCUGUAGGAGGAAAGUAGCUCCUCCGUUUCUAUCAAGACCAGAGUGCAAAACACUUUAUUGUAUCCAUAAACCAAAUCCUUGAAGCAAAAAAAAAAUAUUGCAACAUAAUCCGUACCAUUAAAAUACAGACGUAACAUAAAAUUCGUUAUGGGUGAUUCAAGUGACGAUGAACAAGAGUAUGGCAAUGGACAAAGUGAUAGUGGCGGUGCUGGAAAGGAUUUGGUACAUAAAACAGUUUCGGAUCCGGGAAAGAUUGUUGGCAAUCGUGGACAAGUUUUAGCAACACGUCCACCUCGACAUCCGACUAGUAUCUUACCUAGCGGACCGGCGACAAGAAAAUGUGUACUUACGCUUGAUGGAUAUUCUUAUGUAAUUGUUGCAAACACAACAGAUACUAUAUUAAAUAAGACAGAUUCAAUAGCAUUAAGGGAUUUAAAAAGCACUGAAGCUACAUCCAGUAGCGGUAACGUUCAGACUGAAGCACAAUCAAGAAACGGUCAAAUAGGAACAGAGAGCGGAUUGACGAUAGUACGUCGACUAAGUGGAAAGAAGUCAGCACAACCUCAGUCUGAAUAUUUGACAUCAGCAUCAACGACAGAUAGCCAACAAUUAGAGCAAUACACAUUUUCGUCUGAUAGCCAACAAUCUAAAAUUAAUAGCGGUAUUUGUUCGUUUAUAGAAAAUCGAUUAAAAAUGCAACCAACCUCUAACUUAGAAAAUGAUUUAGAAAAUGUAGAUUUGACAACAGAAAAUUUACCUGCUGUCGAUACACCAGAUGCUUGUGAUAAAGCUGCCUUAAGAUUACGAUGUCUCUUAAGGCAGCUUCAACGUGGAGAAAUUUCUGCCGAGUUAUUGCAGAAAAAUCUCCACUAUGCAGCUCGAGUACUCGAAGCUGUUUUCAUAGAUGAGACCAACCAAGAUGGUGGUGGAACGGAAAGAGACAGUCAUUCAAAGCUCAAAAAGAGCAAUAGUAUAGCUGUGCCAGAACGACACGGUGCAUCAGGAGCACAGCAAUCACAAGACGGUUCAACAUCAUCGAGUACAAACAAAAACAGUUUCAUACAAAGACGACGUUUGAGACAGCCUGUAUGGGCGCGCACAACGACGACACAGAAAAAGCGCUUGGCAGACGAAGACGAUGAAUUAUCAGAAGUUCAGCCAGACGCAGUGCCGCCAGAAGUGCGAGAAUGGUUGGCAUCAACCUUCACCCGACAACUCGCAACAACGCGAAAGAAAAGUGAUGAAAAGCCAAAAUUUCGAUCUGUCGCACAUGCAAUUCGUGCUGGGAUAUUCGUUGAUCGAAUUUAUCGUCGAGUGUCAAGUACGGCACUUAUGCAGUUCCCACCAGAAGUUGUGAAAGUUUUAAAGCACCUCGACGAUUGGUCCUUUGAUGUUUUUGCAUUAGCAGAAUCGGGAAAUUGCCAGCCUGUAAAAUACGUCGGUUAUGAUUUAUUAAAUCGAUAUGGAAUGAUUCACAAAUUUAAAGUUCCAUCAGCAACACUCGAAACAUUUUUAUCGCGAAUCGAGGAAGGUUAUUGUCGCUUUCGCAAUCCUUAUCACAAUAAUUUACAUGCAGCAGAUGUAGCUCAAACCGUUCAUCAUGUUCUAUGUCAAACUGGACUGAUGCAUUGGCUAUCGGAUUUAGAGAUAUUUGCAACAUUAGUUGCAGCAUUAAUACACGAUUACGAGCAUACGGGUACAACAAACAACUUUCAUGUUAUGUCGGGCUCUGACACAGCCAUGUUAUAUAAUGAUCGUGCCGUGCUUGAAAAUCAUCAUAUAAGUGCGGCCUUUCGCGUCCUUAAAGACGAUGACUGUAAUAUAUUGCAAAAUUUAUCGCGUGAUGAAUAUAGGGAACUGAGAACAUUAAUAAUCGAUAUGGUGCUUGCAACUGAUAUGUCUUUUCAUUUUCAACAAUUGAAGAAUAUGAGAAAUUUGUUGACACUCGCUGAGCCGAGUGUGGAUAAGUCAAAAGCAAUGGCACUUGUAUUGCACUGCUGCGAUAUAUCACAUCCAGCUAAGAAAUGGGACCUACAUCAUAAAUGGACAAUGUUAUUAUUGGAAGAAUUCUUUCGACAAGGCGAUUUGGAGCGUGAAUUGGGCCUGCCAUUUAGUCCAUUGUGUGAUCGUAAUAAUACUUUAGUAGCGGAAUCACAAAUUGGUUUUAUUGAGUUUAUCGUUGAGCCAAGUAUGGCCGUAUGUUCAGAUAUGUUAGAAACUAUCCUAGCACCAAUAGCACCAAUAGCAAAUAAUAACAAUAAUAGUUUAAGUAAUAAAGCGAUAACGUCUGUUAGUGAGGACAAUGCAUCAAAUACUCUUAAUGUGCCGGAAGAAGGAUCAAGUAGUGAAGCAAUAGUUAGCACCAAAAGUAAAUCAUCUGAUGAUAAAUCAAAUAGUAGCACAGAUUGUGAAAAACCAACGAGAUUUAAAAUUAAGAAGCCAUGGAUUACAUGUUUAGCUGAAAAUAAAAAGAUAUGGAAGGAUCAGGCAAUAAAAGAUGCUGAAGCCAGGGCUGCAGCAGCACUCGAGCUAGAGAGGGAGAAAUCUAUCGAAUUAUCCAAUGAAACAAAGCCUGAAGAGUAAAACACACACAAAAAUGCCCAAAACAAGUUACACACAACAAAAUAAAAAUAUUUAUAAUGAAUAAGAAUUGUAGAAAAUCCAAACAGAGAGAAGAGAAAAAAGGCACACAUUAAUAGCAAAUAAGUCUACUGCAAGCCACCUAAUCUUAUAUUAUACAAUUUAAAAAAAUGAUGAAAAAUUCUAAGCUAAUAAUAAUAACAAUAAUAAUAAUUGAAAUUGUUGAUAAAUGAGGCAAAUCAAGCAUGUUUGUUGAUCAGUUCUUUUUGUCUUGUCUCUUUGUUUUUAUUUCUUUGUUCAACAAAAAAAAAGGGAGCAUAAGCAUAAAUCACCAAAACAAAACUAUAUUGAACAUGAAUAUUAUUAAAAAAAUUUGAUUAUAAUUUUUACUGUCUGUUGGCUAUAAUUCUUUUGUUUGUUGAUAAUAAUUAUUACCGAGUUACCUUUUUGACAAAAAAAAUUAAACGGAAGAAAGAAGAAAAAAUUUGUUGUUAUUAUGUAAAACCUUUGUUGCUUCAUAUCAUAAUCAUAAAGUGAAAGGAACCAUAUAUAUAUAU
This is a messenger RNA of Chironomus riparius, 3658 nucleotides long. The record is from the annotation of a GenBank genome assembly. Lineage: Eukaryota; Metazoa; Arthropoda; Insecta; Diptera; Chironomidae.